This is a messenger RNA of Chrysochloris asiatica (Cape golden mole), 2328 nucleotides long. Its product is annotated as fibrous sheath CABYR-binding protein-like. The coding region runs from base 1 to 2328 and encodes 775 amino acids. The transcript has 2 exons. The record is from RefSeq and is a predicted model, not a curated record. Gene Ontology annotation, cellular component: sperm principal piece; sperm fibrous sheath. NCBI's taxonomy places the organism in Eukaryota, Metazoa, Chordata, Mammalia, Afrosoricida, Chrysochloridae. Gene Ontology annotation, biological process: negative regulation of protein sumoylation. Gene Ontology annotation, molecular function: calcium ion binding.
AUGGAAGAGAGUGAUGAAACUGGUCAGCCUGUCUCAGCAGGGAGGCAAGAAAUUCGAAAGAGAAGACGACCCAGCCAACCAAUGAUAGACAAAGCCCAGCAGACUGAAGUAACAGAGAAAAAGAAGCACAUGGCCACACCACAGCCAUCUGGUCCCAAAACUACCCAUAGCAUUGGAAAUAUUCCUGGAAGCAAAGUCAACUACUCUGCUAAAGAAUAUGAAUCCUGUAGAGUAUCUUCUCAACUUCAGAAAACUUGGACAAAGAGAAAACGUGGACAGGAAGUGACUGAUAAAUCUCUUCAGACAGAUACUAUCAUAGAAGAGAAAAAAGAAGAAAUCCAUUCAGUUGGUGAAUCACUGGUGCUUGAAGAAAAGUCAAAUAAUGUUGGGGAAGCAGUUCCUGAAUUGCUAGAGAGAGUUCAUGAAGUAGAAAUUCCAUCAAGUAAACACUCAGUUCAACUCAAAAUAGACAGAUCUCAGCAGACGAGUUGUACUGGAGACUGGACCAUGAUAAACAUUCCUCAUAUAGAAAGAGUGGACAAGGAACAGCAGACAGACAUUAGUGAAUUACAGUUAAUGGUAAUUGGCAAACCAAGUAGUUCUUUUACAAUGUCAAAGGAAGGUGACCAGUUUCAAAAAUCUUCAGGGAAGAUUUUUGUCAGUGAACAUCCUGAAUUUCAAGCAGCAACAAGUAACAAAGAAGAUAUGAGACAGGACAGUAUCAGCAAAGCUUUAUCUAGUCAGUCAACCCAAAAAGGUACUCCAGUACUUAUUUCAGAAAAUGAAGCUAGGAUUGAUGACGUCACUGUAGAAGUACAACCUCUACUGGAUGAAGAGAUUGCUGCAGAAGAGCUUGCUGCUACAAUAGAGCCCAUGACUACUGAGGAGGCCCCUGUUGAAUUUCAGCUUCCCCUAGUUGAGGAGACAUCAGGUGAACUUCAGUGUCUACCAGGUGAGGAAACUCUGGCAGAUGUGAUCCCUGCUAAAGUAGAGCCUUCCCCAGCCGAAGAGACUCCUGUUGAAGACAGUACUCUUGUUGAAGAGGCCCCAGAAGAAAUACAUUCUCCACCAGCUGAAGAGACUCCUGUCAAAGAGAGUACCCCUGCUAAAGAGGCCCCAACUGAAGAAGUUUCUGAAGAAGAGGCUGCUGCUGAAGAAGAACCUACACCUGCUGAACUUAUUGAACUUCAGCUGCCACCAGGUGAGGAGGCUCCUUUAGAAAAACAACCUCCCCCAACUGAAAUGGGACUUGCAGAAGAGGCCCCCGAUGAAGUUCAGUCUCCACUAGCUAAUGAGGCCCUUGCAGAAGAGUCCCCUGCUGAAGCUCAGUCAUCACCAACUGAGGAGGUCCCUACAGAAGAGUCCCUUGUUGAACGUCAGUCUCCUCUAACUGAGGAGACCCUUGAAGAAGAGUCCCCUGCUGAAGGUCAACCUCCAUCACCUGAAGAGACUCCUGCAGCUAAUCAGGCCCCUGUAGUAGAGGCCCCUGCUGAAUCUCAGUCUCCAUUAACAGAGGAGAACCCUUUAGAAGUUCUUGAAAAAGAUGUGUCAGCUGAAGUUCAGCCUCCAUCAGCCGAGGAGGUCCCUGUAGAAGAGACCCCUGCUGAAGUUCAGCUUCUACCAACUGAAGAAGUAACUGAAGAAGAGCCCCCUGCUGAACUUCAACCUUUAAUAGGUGAGGACAAGGCCCCUGAUAUAGUUCAGUUUCUACAAGCUGAAGAAGAUUCUAUAGAAGAAACCACUGAUGUAAUUCAUUCCCCAGUAGCUGAGAAGACAACUGCAGAAGAAAAACCUCCUGAACAUAUGCCUCCAUUAGAUGAGGUGGCUCUUGCAGAUGAGGCCACUGAUGAAGUUCAGUCUCCACCAGCUGAGGAAGCUUCUGCAGAAGAGACAUCUGUUGAAGUCCAGUCUGCACUAGUUGAGGUUUCUGCAGAAGAGGUCCCUGUUGAAUUCCACUCUCCAUUAGCUGAGGAUGUUUCUGCAGAAGAAAUUCCUGCUGAAGUUCAACUUCUACCAGCUGGAGAACCCCUUGAAAAGAUUCCUGUGGAACUUCACCCUCUAACAAUUAAAGAAGUUACUUCAGAAAAGGUACUUGUUGAUAAACAACAACUACGAGCUGAGGAGGACCCUAUUGAAAAGUUUGUUCUAGAAGAGACUACUGAUGAACUUCAUCCACCACCUGUAAAAACUCCUGACAAAGAGACUCUUGAAGAGGAAAUGCCUACUGAACUUUCAUUUCCCCAGGCAGCAGAUGGUCCAGUGGUAAAAUUAGAUUCACCUGUUUUGGAAGGGAUUUCUAAAAAUGAAGAGACGUCUAUAAACUCUUGA